AUGUCGGUGGAAGACUCCUGGGUUUUCGAUUCGCUGGUGUGCUUCCUGCACGGGCCCAUUUGGAAUGCUCCGCUUCAGACGUUCAUAGAGCAAAAGUCCUUAGUCUUCGAUCCCAACCAGCAGUUGGAUGAGAACAAUCCGGACAUACUGCAGAUACACGAGGAAUACAAGAAUCUGGUGGACUACAUGCUCGGCAGCUUCAUGGAGGAGAUGCAGAUAUCACCGGAGCAGUUCGAAAUGGCCUGUCUGGAGGGUAGGCAGCAGGGUCAGGGCGAGAAUCCCUUUCAUUUCCACCAGGUGCUUUUCCAGCAGAUAUGGGCCGCCAACGAUCUGAAGAUAUUCAUACGGAUGAUGACGCAACGCAACGUGGAGCUUCAGCUGCAGGCCCUGGAUCUCAUAGAGAAAAAUCAAUUAGCCCCUGGUGGCGUCGAGGAGGGGGAUGACCGCAGUGCGGACGCUAGCUCGGAUCCAGGGGAUACCGCCUCCGAGGUGGAACAAAUGAUAGCCAAGACGGUGUCUGACGAACUGGAGAGCCCCGAAGCGGCCCUAACUCCAGAGCAGGAGCCCAAUCUGGAGCUGGUUAACGACAAGUUCCAGCGCCUGAAUCUGUUCUUCGAGCAGGAGGAUCGUGUGGACCCCAGUGAUGUUGUCUCGCGGCAGGAGUACCUGCGCCAACAGCGUGACAAGAUUGUGGAGAUAAAGAAGCAGACGCGUGCAAAGCAACUGCAAGAGACCAUGUCCCGCGGUACUCCACAUGCACCGGAAGGAGCACGUCCCAGCUCCGCGUUGGUGGCCCAACAGCUGCUCGAGAAUGGCGGCCAGACUAAGGAGCUCUCCAUGCCGGCACCACUAGAAGCUGAGGAGAACGCUGCCCUGCAGCUCAGACGCAAUCUUGCCAAGCGCUUGCGCAGCGAAGUGGUUGAGCAGAAGUGAAAGAAAGGACGCACUUUUUUCCCUACUAUUCCCAUUUAUUGCAGAUACUCAGCCAGGAUUAACAACGUGCAUUAGGUAUUGUGGCAUGCAGACUAGUUUGGUUGGUUGAUGCACGGUGUGUGUCGUAUGUUGUACUUGUAACGCCACCCCUCAUCCAUGUCCACAAACAGCCAAUCCAUAGAUUGAUUGUUUGUGGGCAUGGUCGAGCGGAUCUAUCAAUUUCCAUUACGCUAUUCCUCAAAAUAAACAUAUUGCUAGUGAAGUGUUUCUC
Molecule: messenger RNA, 1204 nt
Organism: Drosophila melanogaster (fruit fly)
Lineage: Eukaryota; Metazoa; Arthropoda; Insecta; Diptera; Drosophilidae
Exons: 4
Coding region: 1-933 (310 amino acids)
Cellular component (GO): cilium; cytoplasm
Source: RefSeq, marked reviewed